UACACUUGCACUUUGCUCCUCUAAACAUUAUAUUUGGGUAUUUUCUUUUGCCUGUAAGACACUUUUGAGACAAAAAAAGUAGAGAAGCAGGAACAGAAGCCAAAUAUUGGGUGAAAUCAAAAUGAAGACAAGACUUCUUUUUCUGGUAUGUGCCUCACUCUUUGCCCCCCUGAGCAAAGGUCAGAAGGAAAAUCCCACUAUCAUGGACCUGUCUACAAAAAACACAGAUUUUGCUAUGAACCUUUACAGGAAGCUUGCCAGCCAUCAUGAUGACAACAUCUUCUUCUCCCCUUUGUGCAUGUCAGUAGCAUUCACCAUGCUAUCGAUGGCUGCAAAAGGGGAUACUUACAAUCAGAUCCUUAAGGGUCUCAACCUCCAACUGCUUCAACGAGCGGACCAGGCAGACCUGAUCCCUGAACUGUUCCGACAACUGGAAGCCAAUAUCACCCAAAACCAAGACUUGAUACUGGCCCGGGGCAGUGCUAUGUUUGUUCAUCAGCAGUUUGAAAUUGAUAAGAUUUUCAGUGAGCAAAUCAAGAAGUUCUUCAACUCAGAUAUAAUGAACAUAGAUUUCUCCAAGACCGAAGCUAGCAAAACAACCAUUAAUGAUUAUGUAAAAAUGAAGACGAAUGAAAAGGUCAUGGGGCUCAUCAGUCAGAUAGAUCCUCUUACUCAGUUGGUGCUUGUAAAUACCAUUCUUUUCCAAGGCAAAUGGGAGCUACCAUUUAACUCCAGCUUUACAGAGGAAGCACGAUUUUAUGUUGACAAAUACAAUAUUGUCAAGGUCCCCAUGAUGUUCCGAGAAGAUAAAUAUUACUUGGCCUACGAUCCUGUGCUGAAGCUCGGCAUUCUAAAGUUGCCAUACAGAGGCCAUGCUGCAAUGCUGGUCCUUCUUCCUGACAAGGGUGUUGACUAUACAUCCAUCGAUGAUGAAAUCUCUGCAGAGAGCUUUCUGGGAUGGAUACAGAAACUGAAGAAAACAAAACUAGAAGUACAGCUGCCUCGGUUCAAGAUGGAGCAGUCCUACAACAUGGACAAAAUUCUUCCAGAUCUGGGCAUUCGAAACGUGUUUGAAAAUACGGCUGACCUUUCAGGCCUAAGCAAGGAAGUGGGACUCAAAGUUUCUGAGGUCCUUCACAAGGCAGUGAUAGAAGUGGACGAGAAGGGCACUGAAGCAGCUGGUGCAACAGCUACAGGAAUAACAGGAUACUCAAUGCCACCAAGGCUGAUAGUGGACCGUCCCUUCCUCUUCCUCAUUUACCAUGAGAAAACAAACAGCAUACUGUUCAUGGGAAGGGUGAUAGACCCCACUAAAAAUUAAUUGCAAAGCUCUUCAUAACAACUAAUAAAGCUUCAUUUUGAAGCAUUGUUUGUUCUGCUAAACUUGUUUGUUCAUUUUAGUCAUUUGUCAAACUUAAAUAAACAUGACUUUAUUUACAAUCCCUUACAUUUCAAGAAUAAUUGUGCAAAGAACGUAACAAGUAAAUUCGAUAAAUUUGAAAUAAACUCUGAUUAUGGAA
Lepisosteus oculatus (spotted gar) is the source of this 1520-nucleotide messenger RNA. RefSeq names its product serpin peptidase inhibitor, clade A (alpha-1 antiproteinase, antitrypsin), member 10a (gene serpina10a). Lineage: Eukaryota; Metazoa; Chordata; Actinopteri; Semionotiformes; Lepisosteidae. Gene Ontology annotation, biological process: blood coagulation. Gene Ontology annotation, molecular function: serine-type endopeptidase inhibitor activity. The record is from RefSeq and is a predicted model, not a curated record.